CCUGCUUACACAACAAAGUGUACCGAGACCAAGAGAAGUAAACAGCAGCAUACUAGAUCUUGAUUCCCCGUGUGACAAGUUCAGCGCAGCGCAAGAUGGAGUACCAGGGACAGCAGCAGCGCGGCCGCGUCGACGAGUACGGCAACCCGGUGGCCGGACAUGGCGUCGGCACCGGCGCGGCCGCCGGUGGGCAUUUCCAGCCCAUGAGGGACGAGCACCAGACUGGCCGUGGGAUCCUGCACCGCUCCGGCAGCUCCAGCUCCAGCUCGUCCGAGGACGAUGGCAUGGGCGGGAGGAGGAAGAAGGGCAUCAAGGAGAAGAUCAAGGAGAAGCUCCCUGGUGGCCACGGUGACCAGCAGAACACCGGUGGCACCUACGGACAGCAGGGUACCGGCAUGGCCGGCACCGGCGGCACCUACGGGCAGCAGGGUCACACUGGGAUGACCGGCACCGGUGGCACCUACGGACAGCAAGGCCACACUGGGAUGGCCGGCACCGGCGGCGCCUACGGGCAGCAGGGUCACACUGGGAUGACCGGCACCGGCGGCACCUACGGACAGCAAGGCCACACUGGGAUGGCCGGCACCGGGGCACAUGGCACCACGGCCACCGGCGGCACCUACGGGCAGCAGGGUCACGCCGGGAUGACAGGCACAGGGGCGCACGGCACCGGCGGCGGCUACGGGCAGCACGGCACUGACACCGGCGAGAAGAAGGGCAUCAUGGACAAGAUCAAGGAGAAGCUCCCAGGCCAGCACUGAGCGCUGAGCAGAGCCCGCGGCCGCCACUUCUGAGAGUGGAGGUGCCGGUCGACCACCUUUGCAGAAUCAAUAAUAACAUGGCGAUACAAUAAAAUUCCACCAUACAACGUGAGCCUGGUUCACCGAGCUCACUUGCGUGUUGGAGGAGCCACUGUAUCUAGGCUCAAGUUUACGUGAACAAACAGUGUUGUUUGUUUUGAGUUUCUCGUCUGUUUACACUGUUUAAUCUUGUAAAUUUCCUUCUGGUUAAACCGUGUAUGUAUGCUUCGCGUACAGGUAAGUUAUUUUAUCAAAAAUAUAUACUCCUAUAAUA
Molecule: messenger RNA, 1074 nt
Organism: Triticum dicoccoides
Lineage: Eukaryota; Viridiplantae; Streptophyta; Magnoliopsida; Poales; Poaceae
Product: dehydrin DHN4-like
Exons: 2
Coding region: 96-761 (221 amino acids)
Biological process (GO): cold acclimation; response to water deprivation; response to abscisic acid
Cellular component (GO): cytosol
Source: RefSeq, a predicted model, not a curated record